Molecule: messenger RNA, 342 nt
Organism: Cokeromyces recurvatus
Lineage: Eukaryota; Fungi; Mucoromycota; Mucoromycetes; Mucorales; Mucoraceae
Product: peptidase S24/S26A/S26B/S26C
Exons: 2
Cellular component (GO): membrane; mitochondrial inner membrane peptidase complex
Molecular function (GO): serine-type endopeptidase activity
Source: RefSeq, a predicted model, not a curated record
GGACCUUCCAUGUUACCUAAUUUUAGCAUGUCAGGACUGGUUGCUUUUGAAAGUAUUUCUCAACGUUUUCGAGAUUUAGAGAUUGGCGAUGUUGUUAUUUGUAAAUCACCAUUAAAACCAGGAAGAGCGGUAUUAAAACGAGUGAUUGGUUUGCCUGGAGAUAAUAUUUGUGAAGAUCCAACAGCAAAAGAUAGAAAAUAUAUUACUGUUCCACAAGGACAUAUAUGGCUUGGAGGGGAUAAUAUAAGCAAUUCAACGGAUUCAAGAGAUUAUGGUCCUGUUCCAUUAGGAUUACUUAAAGGAAGAGUAUUUGCAAAGGUAAAUAGAAUGAUAAUCAUAUAA